AUGGUCGGAAGGGCUCGGGGCAUCGAAUUCUAUCACGUGAGUCGGUAGAUGGGUCGGUUCGAGCAGGCUGCGAGUUAAUUGAUAUGUGUCUAAUCGUGGGCAGGUUUGGAGUGACGAGGUAGCUGCCCCGAUAUUGCCCGAGUCGCAGCUGAACCACCUGGUCAUUGCCGCAUCCGCGGGGAAGGCCUUCGCACAGCUCCUCUACAAGUGAGGCAGGCAAUCCAGACACAUACACAAAGUGGAUGUGCGGCAGAGCACCAUCGUGUCCUUGCGUCUUGUUCCCACCUCUCGGAUUAGGGGCCGUCGCGACGGCUGGUCGUACGAGACGAUGAUGUCCAAGGUCCCUCACCUCAUCGACAAAGCCACGCCCCUCCUGCUGGUGGUCAAGCGCACCGACACAGACAAACUCGCUUGCUUACUCGGCAACCCUUUCCCGGCCCCCCCGUCCGGCUCUCGCACGGCGCUCAUCGAGUGCCCCGUGACCUUCUUCUCCAUCAACGAUGAUGAGGGCAUCACGACAGUGCAGGUGCCGGUGGAAGACUGGGUGGUGGAGGUGGCGGGGCCUGAGGGGGCAGUGGUGGACAUGGUGGGGCGGCCGACGGGCAGUGUGGCCAUCGCACGAGGCCGUCUCUGGCUGGGAUACACCAGUCAUGGCCUCCCCGCGACGGAUGAGGUGGGACUCUCUGCUGACCCUGGGGUGGUGACUGGCCCUGCCGGUGACCUUCGUCGCGUCUGUCACUUCGUGUGGCCGAGGGGGACCAGCAGGGAAGACGCCCACGGAGGCCGCGCGUCUCUCAUCACCAAGUGGGAGAGUCUGGUGGGGUGUGUCGACUUCACUGCUGAGGAUGUCGAAAUCUACUCCAUGAAGGUCCGUCCGUCCGUCCGUCCGUCAGGCACGACGGGUGUGUCUGUGUGGUGGGGGUGUCAUGUGUGCAGU
This is a messenger RNA of Vitrella brassicaformis, 937 nucleotides long. The record is from the annotation of a GenBank genome assembly. NCBI's taxonomy places the organism in Eukaryota, Vitrellaceae.